Molecule: messenger RNA, 2767 nt
Organism: Salmo salar (Atlantic salmon)
Lineage: Eukaryota; Metazoa; Chordata; Actinopteri; Salmoniformes; Salmonidae
Gene: d6fadc
Product: delta-6 fatty acyl desaturase-like
Biological process (GO): lipid metabolic process
Cellular component (GO): membrane
Molecular function (GO): oxidoreductase activity, acting on paired donors, with oxidation of a pair of donors resulting in the reduction of molecular oxygen to two molecules of water
Source: RefSeq, marked provisional
AUGGGGGGCGGAGGCCAGCAGACGGAGUCAAGCGAGCCGGCCAAGGGUGGCGUGGUUGGGCCCGGUGGAGGGCGAGGAGGGCGAGGUGGCAGUGCAGUCUACACCUGGGAAGAGGUCCAGAGGCACUGCCACAGAGGCGACCAGUGGUUGGUCAUCGACAGGAAGGUCUAUAAUAUUACCCAGUGGGCGAAGAGACACCCGGGUGGCAUCAGGGUCAUCAGUCACUUUGCUGGAGAAGAUGCCACGGACGCAUUUUCCGCAUUCCAUCCUGAUCCUAAUUUUGUCAGGAAGUUUCUGAAGCCGUUGCUGAUUGGAGAGCUGGCACCGACAGAGCCCAGCCAGGACCAGGGGAAAAAUGCAGCUCUGGUGCAGGACUUCCAGGCCUUGCGCGACCGUGUGGAGAGGGAGGGUCUCCUCCGUGCCCGCCUCCUGUUCUUCAGCCUCUACUUGGGCCACAUCCUGCUACUAGAGGCCCUGGCUUUGGGCCUGCUCUGGGUCUGGGGGACCAGCUGGAGCCUCACACUGCUCUGUUCCCUCAUGCUGGCCACGUCUCAGGCCCAAGCUAGCUGGCUGCAGCAUGACUUCGGCCACCUGUCAGUCUUCAAGAAAUCCAGUUGGAAUCACGUACUGCAAAAGUUUGUCAUUGGACACCUAAAGGGUGCAUCUGCUAACUGGUGGAACCAUCGUCACUUCCAGCACCACGCUAAACCCAACGUGUUUCGUAAAGAUCCUGAUAUCAACUCACUGCAUGUCUUCGUCCUGGGAGACACACAGCCUGUAGAGUAUGGUAUAAAGAAGUUGAAGUACAUGCCCUACCAUCACCAACACCAGUACUUCUUCCUCAUUGGACCUCCACUACUUAUUCCAGUGUAUUUCCACAUCCAGAUAUUGCGGACCAUGUUUUUACGACAGGACUGGGUGGAUCUGGCGUGGUCGAUGAGUUUCUACCUUCGCUUCUUCUGCUGUUACUAUCCCUUCUUUGGUUUCUUUGGCUCAGUAGCAUUGAUCAGCUUCGUCAGGUUUUUGGAAAGCCACUGGUUUGUAUGGGUGACCCAGAUGAAUCACCUUCCUAUGGAGAUGGAUCAUGAGAGACACCAGGACUGGCUCACCAUGCAGUUGAGCGCUACUUGCAACAUUGAACAGUCAACCUUCAACGACUGGUUCAGUGGACACCUCAACUUUCAGAUUGAACACCAUCUGUUUCCUACCAUGCCCCGUCAUAACUACCACCUGGUGGCUCCUCUGGUUCGUACUUUGUGUGAGAAACAUGGAGUUCCCUAUCAGGUCAAGACUUUGAAGAAAGGCAUCAUUGAUGUUGUCAGGUCACUGAAGAAGUCAGGGGAUCUGUGGCUGGAUGCAUAUCUCCAUAAAUAAAUCCCUUCCUGACUCUGGACGGGAUUUUAAAUCCAUCGCAGAUAAACAACCUGCGAACAGAGAUAGAUUGAAAAAUGGACAUUUCCUAGACGUUUGUGUUGAUAAUGAUCGCUGCAAACAGCGUGGAUGUUAGCUCAAGCGUAAAUCAUCUUUUUAAAAAAACUCAAUCACAGUGCACAGGUCUGCAUGUCAAACUUGAUGUCUGUGGUGAACCCCCCCCCCCCCCACCCCCAUCUUAAAACUGCCUACCAGACAGAGUACUUUAAUGUACAGGUACUAUAUAGUAUACUACUACUACAUAUAAUACUACAUAGUAGAGUAAUAAUGUAAUAAUGUAUUGUGUUAUUUGCUGAUGUUGUUCAGAUGUCACUGUUUUAACCUUGUUUGGACCCCAGGAAGAGUAGCUGUUAAUGAGAAUACAAAUAUUCUGUAUUAUAUCUGAGUGGCCUGUCUGUGUGGUGAUAUCACUGUGUGGGUUACAUUGCUGUGCGGUAUUUUCUACCAUAGUAUAGUGUUAACCGAGUUUUCAAACAUGUCUUAUACACUGUAAAAUUUGCAUUGUCAUUUUUUUUUAAAUACCUUUUUUUUAGUAUUAUUUGAGUACAAGACUAUCAUGUCAAUCAACGACAGGACACUCACUGUUCUGUGAAUGUGAGUUGCCUUCACUGAGUUCAGGGUCGUGUUCAGUUGAGAGAAAACGUUUUGAAACAAGGAGGUAGAACCUGAAAUUGUCCAAUAGGAAUAUUGAUUUUUCUGUUGUCCGUUGCAAAACGUUUUGCUACAAUAUGCCCUAUUGAAAACGAUCCUAGAUUAUGUGGCUGAGCUAUUGCUCUGUAAAGUAUGGUGGUUAGUUUACAGCUAUACACUAAGGGGAGCUCUAUGGAGAUAGGUUGCUGCGGUUACAACAUUUUGGCAGUAAUCUACCCCCCCCUCCAUUGUGCUCACUCUGUCCAUGGACCUGUUUUUGAAGGCAGAAGCUAAUGGAUUUCUCUUCUGUAAAAAUCAGACUAGAAUAAAACUCUUUGUCUUGUUUUUCUUUUUCCCCAGACAAAAGAAACAGGUUGAUACUUAAUGAUAAUCUACUUUCGAAUUAUUCUUUGGCUAUGUCUUAUAUUUAUUACAACAACAAACAUUGUAGUAAUCGUGCGGUGGCAGAAUUGGGGUGUGCUGAUGGAUCUUCUCAAGGCUUAAUGCUCUGUUCUGUGUUGGGACUGUGAUGGAACUGUUGCUUUGUAUAAAAUAACUGUUGUGUAAACAAUUUGAUUGUAUGAUCACCUCCCAUUAUAUAAGGGACAUAUAGCCAUUUACUCUUAGAGCUCCUUUCCUGACUGCAACCAGAGAGAGACCUAACUUGCAGCUGCUCAUAUCUAUUAAAGAUUCACUAUUAUACAAU